CGGCUCGGCCCGGGCAGCGGCGGCUGCAGCCCCCCGGACCCCGCACCGCCGCGGCGGGCGCCGACACACAAUGCGGGACUAGGCGCGGCGCGGGAGGGCCGGCGGCGUGGGGGAGGCACGGCAGGCAACUCGACGCGGGGGGAGCCGGAGCUCCGGGCGUGGGGGCGGGGAGCAGGAGGCGCAGGAGAGCGCCCCGAGUCCCGGCGCGGGAGGAGGAGCGGGAGCCAGCCGGGGAGACGGCGCUCCUGGCCGCACCUGCACCCGGCGGGCGGUCGGCGCGGCCCUGCCCUUGCCCGCUGCCUCGGCUCCGCACCGUACUUAAGACGCACCCCAUCACAUGAGUUUCUGGAAUGGUCCGUUUCCAUCAGAAGUGUCACUCACCCGGAGUUUUCAUUAAGGCCUUGAUACUAGCCCUGAGGAUGUAGGGAUGCCAGCCAAGAAGGAGACUGAAGAGCCACAAAGAGAGGAUUCUUUUCUGGACUUGUGAAGGGCAAGUUAAUGUUAAGGCUCUUCUACCACUUUGAGGUGUUUGUGGAAGAGGAAUGGAGGUGAAGGUGGUGGCCUGGGGAGGGACACAUGGAAGCCUCCUGCCUACCAGCCAAGGAUCAGCUGAGCCCUGGGGCUGAUGCUUGCCGGCCCUGCUGAGAAUGGCACCGAGGCCCACCCAGGCACCAGGACAAAGGUUAAUCCGGGACACUCCUGGACAGUGACCCUGAUGUCAGUUCUGAGCCGUGCACUCAGAGGUCUGAUAACAGCCAGCCCCACUGGGCGCCAUGGCGUCGGCCGAGCCGCUGACCGCGCUGUCCCGCUGGUACCUGUACGCCAUCCACGGCUACUUCUGCGAGGUGAUGUUCACGGCCGCCUGGGAGUUCGUGGUGAACUUCAACUGGAAGUUCCCGGGGGUCACGAGCGUGUGGGCGCUCUUCAUCUACGGCACGUCCAUCCUCAUCGUGGAGCGCAUGUACCUGCGCCUGCGGGGCCGCUGCCCGCUGCUGCUGCGCUGCCUCAUCUACACGCUCUGGACCUACCUGUGGGAGUUCACCACCGGCCUCAUCCUGCGCCAGUUCAACGCCUGCCCCUGGGACUAUUCCCAGUUCGACUUUGACUUCAUGGGCCUCAUCACCCUGGAGUACGCCGUGCCCUGGUUCUGCGGGGCCCUCAUCAUGGAGCAGUUCAUCAUCCGCAACACCCUCCGCCUCCGGUUUGACAAGGACGCCGAGCCCGGGGAGCCCGGGGGCCCCCUGGCCCUGGCCAACGGCCACGUCAAGACGGACUGAAUGGGGCUGGUGGGCGGGGCCCGGGGCGCUCUCACGGACGCGGGGGACAGAGGUACCAAGCUGGUGGGGUUACAUCUUCUGAACAGCACAAGCCCUGGCUGGGGGCCUGCCUCAGCCCCCUAGGGCACACACGACAGUGGCCUCCCUCCAGCACCCUCCGCUGGGGGCCGGG
Molecule: messenger RNA, 1449 nt
Organism: Lontra canadensis (Northern American river otter)
Lineage: Eukaryota; Metazoa; Chordata; Mammalia; Carnivora; Mustelidae
Gene: TMEM229B
Product: transmembrane protein 229B
Exons: 5
Coding region: 774-1277 (167 amino acids)
Source: RefSeq, a predicted model, not a curated record